AUGGAAACGAGCGGAACAACUACUAUUCCGAAAAACUCCGAAAGUAAUAUCCAGACUGUCGAAAACAAAAACAAACAAGAUCAACAAAGAUCGACGGAAAAAGAAAAACUUGUACGAGAACUAACAGAUAUGGGCUUUUCCAAAUCACUAGUCUUACAAAUUGUUGAUAAUGCUGGUGAUGUACCUAAAGCCUUAAUUGUUGAACAACUGUUAACCACAAACCCAGGACCUAGCGAAAAUAUACCUGUGGUAGAAGAUGACGGGGAUCAAUUAUGGGAAGAUGUUACUGUUGCUAAUAAAAUGGUAAUCGUUAUAAACACUGGAUUGAAAAUGAGUGUUGGGAAGAUUGCUUCGCAAGCUGCUCAUGCUGCAUUGGGCUUGUAUGAAGUGAUUAAAGAACGUAUAGAUUUAAGCUCUGAUUUAAUUAGUUGGAACGAACAAGGAAGUCGAAAAAUUGUUGUUGAAGCAAACAACACUAAUCAACUUAUUAAAGUAUGUUCAGAGGGUAAAAUACACAAAAUUCCAUUUUUCUGUGUUCAUGACGCAGGUUUAACCGAAGUGGAACCCAAUUCAUUCACUGCAUUGGCUUUUUUUGGAUCUGAUCAAGAACUCAAGCCUGUAACCGGAAAACUUAGACUACUAAAAUGAAUAACAUUUAUUCGUUUUGGAGAACAUUUAAAUCGUUUAUUGGUUAUAAAUAUAUUUGACGACUUACAACUAACAUUUUUAGUUAUACAACUAUGAAUGUGCUACAUAAAAACACAGUAUUGUAUUCAAUUAAAAGUGAAUAAAAUUUAAAGUUAUCUGCUGAUA
Messenger RNA from Rhopalosiphum maidis (corn leaf aphid), 813 nucleotides. RefSeq names its product probable peptidyl-tRNA hydrolase 2. The transcript has 4 exons. The record is from RefSeq and is a predicted model, not a curated record. Gene Ontology annotation, molecular function: peptidyl-tRNA hydrolase activity. Gene Ontology annotation, cellular component: cytosol; mitochondrion. The coding region runs from base 1 to 648 and encodes 215 amino acids. NCBI's taxonomy places the organism in Eukaryota, Metazoa, Arthropoda, Insecta, Hemiptera, Aphididae.